Momordica charantia (bitter melon) is the source of this 3916-nucleotide messenger RNA. The record is from RefSeq and is a predicted model, not a curated record. NCBI's taxonomy places the organism in Eukaryota, Viridiplantae, Streptophyta, Magnoliopsida, Cucurbitales, Cucurbitaceae.
UCCCAACUUUCCAAGUUGUUCUGUUUUCUCUAUUUUGAAGUAUUCUCACAGAUUAUGGCACAAUAUUGUAUUGGAAAGCACCACCACAAAGCCCCAGUGCCCACUUCCCUUCUCCUUUAAGCUCCCUGCUUCCAACUACUUUUUAGCCUCUUUUCUAUAUGCUUCUUGUCCUUUUUUAACUGGGCUAUUUAUUUAUUUAUUUUUCAAUGGAGAGGCGUCACUUUUCAAGACUCUCUUGGAGACGUAAGUAUAGUUCAACUAGUUAAAAUACAUACAGGUUGAGUUCAUGUUAAAUAACAUGCAGGUUGAGUUCAAACUUUUGAGCGUAUCCCGGAAGAUCUCAGGUCUUUGCCACGAGUGCUACGUGGCACAAUAUAUGCAUCUUUGUUAUUAUACAUUGUUUCAUUUUAUCUGCUUUUAAAGCCCUUAUUAUUCUUUCUUCUGCGUUCUGCCUAAUAGCAUCAUUAUCUGACACUCUUGUUUCUUUUAGCCCUUAACCUUAUUCCUUAGAACCUGAGGUUAUUGGUGCAUUCUUGGCUACUUCUUCUUGUAUUUUCAUUUUUUUGGGGAACGUUAACUUCACACUAAGUUUUGGAAUUCUUUUCAUUUAUGUUUUCUGAGCUUGAAAACAAGGUAUUCUAGUCUAACUUCGAAUAUUAAAUUAUCAGAAAAUGUUUUGUUCUGUUGCUGUCUGAAAACUUGGUGUUUGGUUAUUCUGAAAUUCUAGUACUGUUUUAUAACUCUGGUUCUUACUCAAAUACUAACCAACAAUUUGAGUGCAGUUUUGUAAGCUCAAAGCUUAUACUGUUAUUUCUGUUGAUUUUUUUUUCCCUUUCUUUUUGGGUUCUGUUGCUGCUUGCUGUUCUACUAUGUUCAAAUAUCAUGUGGUCCUUCUUCUGUUUCUUCUGAUAAGCAGUAGAAUGCUAUACUUUGUUGAUUAAUUUCGGUCGAACUCGUCGUCCUGGUCCCAUACAGAUUCAGUUCUCUGAUAUUUUGUAACAGAAAGCUUAACUUUGAGCUUCAUCUUUAUCAUGGUUUGGCUCCUUUUAUUACUCCUCUAUGUUCAAGGGAUUGCAGAAGGGGCCUCAAAACCUGAUGUAGUGAACGUUGGAGCUAUACUUUCACUAAGUUCCAUCACUGGGAAAGUGUCCAAGAUUGCCAUAGAGGCUGCUGAGAAAGAUGUGAAUUCUGAUCCAAGUGUUCUUGGUGGGAGAAAGCUGUCCAUAUCCAUACUUGAUUCAAAUAACAGUGGAUUUCUUGGAAUCACAGGAGCAAUAAAGUUCAUGGCCUCAGACACGGUCGCGAUCGUUGGUCCACAAGACGCUACAAUGGCACAUAUACUUUCACAUCUUUCAAAUGAACUCCAUGUUCCAUCACUGUCAUUUACAGCAUUGGACCCAACCCUUUCAACUUUGCAGUAUCCAUACUUCAUUCAAACGGCACCAAAUGAUCAAUUCCAAAUGACUGCAAUUGCAGACAUGAUUAGUUAUUACGGUUGGCACGACAUGGUCGUUGUUUUCACCGAUGACGAUCUAUGCCGAAACGGUAUGAUCACAUUAGGGGAUAAACUUGAAGAGAAAGGCUUGAAGAUUUCCUUAAAAGUGGCACUUCCCCCUCACCCAGCAGCAACUAGAACUCUAGUCCAAAAUGAACUGAUGAAGAUCAAAAUGAUGGAAUCUCGAGUAAUCGUAUUAUACACGUUUACGAAAACAGGUUUCGUGGUUUUUGAAGUGGCCCAAAGCCUUGGAAUGAUGGAAACUGGAUAUGUUUGGAUAGCUUCUACUUUGCUGUCAACAGUUAUAGAUACUCUUUCACCACUUCCUUCAGAAACUUUCAACUCCAUCCAAGGAGUCCUUACGCUUCGUCUGCACACGCCCGACUCGAAAAAGAAGCAGUCUUUUAUAUCUAGUUGGAACAAGCUGAGUAAUGGCUCAAUUGGGUUGAAUAUUUAUGGAUUAUAUGCUUAUGAUACUGUUUGGAUGAUUGCAAGAGGAGUAAAAGAGUUACUUGAUCAAAAUGGCACCAUCUCAUUCUCCAAAGAUACACAUAUUAGUAACGUCAAAGGAGAGAGCUUGGAUUUUAGUUCACUAGGCAUCUUUAAUGAAGGAAAGCAGCUGCUUUACAAUUUAUUGAAUAUCAGCAUGACUGGUCUAACAGGGCCUAUUCAAUUUGUAGAUAGAUCCCCUUUACAUCCUUCAUAUGAAAUCUUAAAUGUUGUGAAAUCUGGUAUGAAGAGAAUUGGAUACUGGUCAAGUUACUCCGGGUUAUCGGUCGUGCCACCUGAAACAUUGUAUGACAAGCCAGCCAACCGUUCUACGUCGACCCAAGAGCUAAGCAGCACGGUGUGGCCUGGGGGAUCGACGAUAAAGCCUCGUGGCUGGGUUAUUCCGCUCGAUGGAAGGCGGUUAAGAAUUGGUGUUCCGCGUAGAGUUAGUUAUCAGAACUUUGUGACUCCAGGAAAUGGUAAUGACACGGUCAAAGGAUACUGCAUUGAUGUGUUCAAUGCUGCCAUCAAAUUGCUUCCAUAUGCUGUAAAUUACGAGUUCAUUUUGUUUGGAGAUGGUGAGAAGAAUCCUAGUUACUUUGAGCUUGUAAAUAAAGUUGCAUUGAAAGAAUUUGAUGCUGCUGUUGGUGACAUUGCAAUUGUGACUACUCGGACAAAGAUCGUUGAUUUUACGCAGCCUUAUAUUGACUCGGGGCUAGUAGUUCUAGCCCCGGUCAAGAAAAUUAACUUCAGUCCUUUGGCAUUCCUUCGCCCGUUCUCCCCGAUGAUGUGGAUUGUCACAGCACUCUUUUUCCUCCUCAUAGGAUUAGUUGUGUGGAUUCUGGAACGUCGAAAAAACGACGAGUUUCGAGGACAUCCUAGGACACAAUUUGUCACAAUCCUCUGGUUUGGCUUCUCUACUAUGUUUUUUGCACAAAGAGAGAAUGUCGUGAGCACGCUCGGUCGUUUCGUGCUUCUCGUGUGGCUUUUCGUGGUUCUAAUAAUCAACUCGAGCUACACCGCUAGUCUGACGUCGAUAUUCACAGUACAACAGCUAGCCUCACCUAUCACAGGAAUUGAUUCAUUGAUAACUAGCAAUGAACCUAUAGGAUUCCAAGUUGGUUCAUUUGCUGAAAGUUACUUAAGUGAGCAACUUAACAUCCAAAAAUCUCGGCUCAUUGCCCUCAGAUCCCCGGAAGAGUAUGCUGCUGCCCUCGGGAACAGAACGGUUGUGGCUAUUGUCGAUGAACAGCCAUACAUCGAUCUCUUUCUCACCGAGUAUUGCGAUUUUUCGAUAAGAGGCCAACCGUUCACAAAAAGUGGAUGGGGAUUUGCAUUUCCCCGAGACUCUCCAUUGGCGGCCGACUUGUCGACUGCCAUACUCGCUCUCUCCGAGAACGGCAGUCUUCAGAAGAUUCACGACGAGUGGUUCUCCAGAAAGUCUUGCAGUUCUGGAGAUUCCGAUUUGGAACAACUUCACUUGCAAAGCUUCAUUGGAUUAUUCGUCAUUUGCGCCGCCGUAUGUAUACUCGCUCUCUUGUUUCACUUUUGCUUCACGAUGUGCCAAUUCAAUCGCCAUUUGAAACGAGGAGAUCAAGAUGAUGAUGCUUCAGCCGGUGGCGGUUGUCUGCGUCAAUUUUUGUCGUUUGCCGAUCAAAGGAAAGAUCUAAAGACGAGCAGUUCGAAGAGGAAACGCGAGAAUUCGUUCUCCAGCAAACGUGGAGAGGAUUAGGGUUUAGAAAUUUGAUUUCUGUGAAAUCGUGGCUUGAAGAUGCGCUGUUGUCGUAACAAUUCUUUUUUCUCUUGGUUGAAUGAGAAUCUCGUGUCUGUAUGACAAAAGGCAUUUUCUUUAUAUGUAAUUACACUUGAAAUAUGUCAAUUCAUAUAUUAUUACAUAAAUAUACACAUGAAUGUGCUAAUUUAAAGGAUCCA